Molecule: messenger RNA, 2401 nt
Organism: Ornithorhynchus anatinus (platypus)
Lineage: Eukaryota; Metazoa; Chordata; Mammalia; Monotremata; Ornithorhynchidae
Product: cell surface glycoprotein CD200 receptor 2-like
Exons: 7
Coding region: 273-1451 (392 amino acids)
Biological process (GO): regulation of neuroinflammatory response
Cellular component (GO): external side of plasma membrane
Molecular function (GO): signaling receptor activity
Source: RefSeq, a predicted model, not a curated record
UGCAGGGGUGACUUGCAGAGAGAAACCUCUUCUGGCCCAAGUGGCUAAUCUGCCAGAAGCAGCCAGGGUGAGAGGAGCCCUGGGCAGGGUUGGGGGGCGGGAGAGCAGGACCCAGCAGGCUUUGAUGGGCUGGAGCGGUGUGGUUUAGACUGGAGCGAAAGGGGCGGGCGAGAGAGCGAGGAGGAGAGAGCCACAGUCCCUGGCCACGAAAACUGCUUGAGGUCCUGCCAGCCGAACUGAAGGGAGACAGUGAAGUGCAGAAGAGCCUGGAGAUGAGGACCCUGGGGAAGUCGCCGGCUUCAGAGCCGAAGGUAAUCAUGAUUCUCCUGUUUGCCACCGCUGCUUCCAGUAAAGCAGACCCGACAGCUUCAGUAAAUUCCUCUGGGCCUUCACUUGUGGCACAGACCUUCCCAACCCUCAUCCCGGACCAGGAAGCUCAAGCUUGCAGCAACUUCGACAAAGGUUGCACUUCGGUGGAGGCAGUGGUGGGUUCCAAGGCAACUCUUCCCUGUUGUAUCGUCCCAUUGGAGAAUCUCAUUAUGGUUUCAUGGACCAUCACCUGCAAUGGAACUGCUAACUGGACCAUGGCUUACAGGAAUGAUACAGCCUAUAUCACCACCCCUCCUGAUGUGAGAUUAGCCUGGGGACCGAGACCCGAUCUGAAUCCAGCCUUGCAGAUUGAACCCGUGACAAUCACAGAUGACAACUUUUACCGUUGUGAUAUUGCAACAAGUCAGGGAAAUUUCAACUGCGGACUUUGCCUGAGUGUGUUGGUACCUCCCACGGUCUCGCUGGUUGUGGGGAAGGACAACCAGGUUGUGUGCGAGGCCUCUGCAGGGAAGCCGGCUGCCCAGAUAUCCUGGGUCCCUCCAGGGGAGCACAGCACCUCCAGCAGGACCCACGGCAACGGGACAGUGACGGUGGUCAGCACCUACUGGGGGAACAGCAGCUACAUGUCUGACCUUGUCUGCUCUGUGAGCCAUGUGACGGGGAACAGGUCUCUGUCCAUGUACGGGACCUCAGGUCUUGGACCUUCUCAACUGCUGCCGGUUCUCUUGUCCCUCUCUGGGCUCCUGGCAGUUUUGAUCAUCGGGGGAGCUCUUGGAAGACAGAAACUCAGAGGCUGCUGCAGGACUCCCCCUACUGUGAUACAUGAAGCCAGCUUUGGUGCUAAAAAGCCCUUGACCCCCGGGUUCCAGGGUUUGACUGGCGCUUCCAGUCAGAACCAGGAGGAGAAGGAAGAGGAGGAGGAAGUGGAGCACAUUUAUCUCAACACCAGCGUGGAGAGCAGUGCGCACAGAAGAGCUUGGACCCAGGCUUCCAGCCGGGACCAGGAGGAGGAGGUGGAGCACAAUUACUUCAACACCGGGGCAGAGAGCAGUGCCCGUGGAAAUGCUUGGACCGAAGUUUUCUGCCAGGGGGAGGAGCACAUUUACCUCAACUUCAAGUAGAAGAGUGGUGCUCCCGGGAGCCUGAAGCCUAGUCAGGCCUUGCUCCCGCCCUAUCACUGCUGUCCCUAGGGGCUCUGAAAAGUUUAGGGGAGGAGGAAACUGACCCUGGGCACAGACUUUGGAGGAAGGAGUCAAUCCUCUCUGUGUGCUGCUGCCUUUGUUGGGGUCUGGCUGGUUCAGAGACUUGGCUUGCUGGGCUCACUGGCCUUAUUUGGUGGCACCAGGGUUACGGGAGGUUGGAGUCGGUGAACAAAUGGGCCUGAAGCUGGGCCUGGCCUGGCAUCUCUCUGGACUGCCUAUAGCAAAGGUGUGGUUAAGUCUGUAGAUGGUUCCUGCUGGGAUAGACUCAGGGCGGUCCCAUCAGCCACAGGUCUGGCAGGGGCCUGGCAAGGGUUUGGGGGAUGUGGGAGGGGCUGCUUGCAGCUUGGCAUUUUUUUGCCCCUUCUGCCCAGAGAGUGCUUGGGACACUUUGCACAAGUGUCCCUGCCCUGACCAUCACACCAGUGUCUGAGGGGAUCUGCCAACCUGCUGGGAGUAGCCAGAGAUUCCUGCUGAUGCUCCAGCACCCCCAGGUUUGGCCAGGUGCUGAGGGGUAGGAGCUGCUGGAGGUGGGAGCUUCCUGAGAGGAAAGCCUUGGGGUCCCAGCUCACACUCUUUUUCAUUCCUCCCUGCAGUCAUCAGCAUUUUCUGUCCAAAAUUGUUGUCUCCACCUGGGUCUUGGUCAUUUGUGUGGCUGUUGUUUGGAGCCCCUGACCCCUCCUGGAUUCCCCACCUGGUUUUUCUCCCCACCACUGCUGGAGCCGAGCGGUCUCCUGAGCAGACCAUGUUCCUUGUUGUCCAAUUGGGCAUAUGACCCUUUUCUUGCUGCAGUCUGGCUCUUCCCAUGCCCCCUCCUGCCCCUGCUUGGACCUGGGCUCCCACCUCCGGCCCCACCCUCCAACCAGCCUCCU